Molecule: messenger RNA, 1701 nt
Organism: Eublepharis macularius
Lineage: Eukaryota; Metazoa; Chordata; Lepidosauria; Squamata; Eublepharidae
Gene: PPP1R14C
Product: protein phosphatase 1 regulatory inhibitor subunit 14C
Exons: 4
Coding region: 78-557 (159 amino acids)
Biological process (GO): regulation of phosphorylation
Cellular component (GO): cytoplasm
Molecular function (GO): protein serine/threonine phosphatase inhibitor activity
Source: RefSeq, a predicted model, not a curated record
CGUAGGGAGGGCGUCUCGUUAGCGUGAGCAGCAAGGGACCGCCGGAGGCUUUCCCCACGAGGAACUUGGAGUGGAGUAUGUCGGUGGCUACCGGAGGGAGCGAGCCAGGGGCCGCCGCCAACACUGGAGGCGGCGGCGGCGGCGGUGGCGGCAAUCGGGUUUUCUUCCAGAGUCCCCGCGGGGGCGGCGGCUCGUCCCGAGAGGAUUCGGUCGCCCCGGCGGCGGCGGUGGUACAAGUUCAGCAGCAGCAACGGCGCCAUCAGCAGGGGAAAGUGACAGUCAAAUACGAUCGCAAAGAGCUGCGGAAAAGGCUGGUGCUGGAGGAGUGGAUCGUGGAACAACUCGGGCAGCUCUACGGCUGUGAGGAAGAAGAGAUGCCAGAUGUAGAAAUUGACAUUGAUGAUCUUCUUGAUGCUGCUAAUGAAGAAGAGAGAGCACUCAAAUUGCAAGAAGCGCUUGUAGAUUGCUACAAACCUACAGAGGAUUUUAUCAAAGAACUGCUAACUCGGAUAAGAGGAAUGAGGAAACUGAGCCCUCCUCAAAAGAAGAGUAUAUAACUGGAGUGGGAGCCAUCCUGAGAGACGUGACCAUGAAACUGGAACUUUUGAAUAGAAUACAUUCUAGCUUGGUCUUUAUAAGCAAUUUAUUUUUAUUUUUUGUUUCAUUUCUGGCAUUUAAUGAAUUUUGACUCUGUGUCUUUAAAGAUUUUUUUAAGUGUCAUUUUUUAUCAUGGAUUAUCAACUUCAUGGAUGCUGCUUUUACUACUUGAAAUUUAUUAAAGUAAUGGGGGGACUGCCACAUUAGAGACAAUUUAAUUGUUUCAGUCAGUAAUCCAAUUUGGUGGAUCGUAUGUAGAACUAUUGGGGGAUUUUUUUUUUUUACAACUACUUGGAUAACUUAAGUUGUACAUCAGACUUACGGAUAUCAAGAUUCUUGUGCUUGUGUACAUAAAUUAUUGAGUGAGUUACCAAUGCUUCACAUGGGUGGAAGGGAAAUGUGGUCUAGUCAACCAUUUAAAUGGAAGUUUGUAGCAGCUGUGGUGUUGGGGAUGGGGGAGGGAUGCAAUUUGUUAAAGUAAAUGGUACCACUGUUUCUAAAUGCAUUUAAAGCAUUGGGUGAAUACUUUCAUUCACAAAGUAACAUAUGAGCAAGCUGGGGGAUUUUAAGGGCUUAAUUUUGUAGGCUUUGAACUUACUUUAUUGACUUUGAUGCUUAGCCAGAUCAUCUCCUCUUCACCUCAUGGUCUGUGAGGAUUGUAUUAAUUGACUGCCUACAGGUCUGAUGCAACCGUGAAGGGUUGAUGCUGUUUAAAGGAGUUUCUUGCAGGGGGAAAUGCAAGUGCAAUCAAACCAGCUGUGUGCUGGGCCCACUGCAGUUCCUCAUUACUCCUCUUAGAAAAUAGGUAGCCACAAAUACUAGAUCAUUUGACAUCAGCCUGGUGGGGGGAGGUUCUCAGUUGUGAAAGCAGGGAUCCCUCACUCUUCAGGAAAACAUUUCACAGGCUACCAUCUGCAGGGAGAUGCUAGUCUGGCAUUUUAUAUCAAGGGUGCUCUGAACAUAAUUUUAUUUUUUAAAAGACAAAAUACAUGUUUGUGAAUGUUGUGUAUACUGGCAAGCUUUUUAAAAUGUAUUUAAUUUUGUAAUGUUUUAUCAAUGACUUUAUUUACCAGAUAUUUACUCAAAUAAAUGCAACCACUUGUG